Messenger RNA from Prunus armeniaca (apricot), 381 nucleotides. The record is from the annotation of a GenBank genome assembly. NCBI's taxonomy places the organism in Eukaryota, Viridiplantae, Streptophyta, Magnoliopsida, Rosales, Rosaceae.
AUGUUGGCUUUAUCUCCUCCCUCGUUUUCAACCAUUGGAUGGCCCUUAGAGGAUCCCAAAAGUCAUGACCAGAACUACUUCUACAGGGAUAGUUUUACGGAUCAAAUUGCAGAGUCAUUUCUUCAUAUCCUUCCAUCUCAGCUGCCACAAGUUGAGCCUGCUCGGUCCACACCAUCCACAACUGUAAGCGGAGAGUACGCCGGCGUUUCCACCAUGGUGAAGAAGCUUAACCAUAAUGCUAGUGAGCGUGAUCGUCGACAGAAGAUCAACAGCUUGUAUUCUUCAUUGCGUUCACUGCUUCCUGCAGAUCAAAUGGUAGAAAGAAGUUAUAGAUUAGAAUGUGAGAAUUUAAAAGAGAAGCUCAUGUCCUUCUAUGCCUGA